Molecule: messenger RNA, 1155 nt
Organism: Diplodia corticola
Lineage: Eukaryota; Fungi; Ascomycota; Dothideomycetes; Botryosphaeriales; Botryosphaeriaceae
Product: twin-arginine translocation pathway signal
Exons: 4
Coding region: 1-1155 (384 amino acids)
Source: RefSeq, a predicted model, not a curated record
AUGCCGAGCAUAAGGAAGAUCAUCCGGGCCAUCUUCGUCCUGGGCCCCGUCGUGUCCAACGCCGCACCCAUUUUCGGCUGGGGUCUCCUGGCCCGCACCGACGAGGAAAGCAGCUAUCCCGCACCCGCAGAAGACCCUGCCGCCGCCGCUGCCACUCCAGGCGUUGCUUCUACGCCCGCUGCCAUGGCGACGCCUGCUGCUGAGUAUUCUGUUGCUGCUGCUGCCGCCGCCGCCGAAACACCUGCGGCGGUCGAGACUCCCGCGGCCGAGACUCCCGCGGCUGAUGCUGCUGCUGCUGCUGCUGCUGCUGAGGCUUCGGCCACUGAGGCGGCCGCAGCAGCAGCAGAGACGACCGCCGCCGCCGCUGGCGCCCUCUCCGACAUCGACAUCCUGCAAUUCGCCCUGACCGCCGAGCACCUGGAAUCCGAGUUCUACAAGCAGGGCUUCGCCAAGUUCCCCGCAUCCGACUUCACGGACCUGGGCCUCACCGAGGACGACGUGACGGCGCUGCAGCAGAUCGGCAGCACCGAGGCCACGCACGUGUCGACGCUGCUCUCGACCAUCGCCAGCGGCGGCACCCAGCCCGUCGCCCCGUGCGAGUACGAGUUCGGCCUCACCGACGCCUCGACGAUGCUCAAGACGGCCCGCAUCCUCGAGGCCGUCGGCGUGUCCGCCUACCUCGGCGCCGCCCCGCUCAUCAGCGACCCCGCCAUCCUCAGCGCCGCCGCCUCCAUCGUCACCGUCGAGGGCCGCCACCAGACCCUGAUCCGCAAGGCCGCCGGCGCCGAGCCCGUCCCGUCCGCGUUCGAUACCGCCCUCGGCCCGAGGGCCGUCUUUACGCUCGCGUCGCAGUUCAUCAAGAGCUGCCCGGACGGUUCCAACCUCAACGUCCAGGCGUUCCCGUCGAUCGACCUGGGCGGUGCGACCAGCGCCAUGGCGGGCCAGAGUCUGGUGCUCGAGGAUCCCGCGCAGCCCGAGGGUGCACAGUUUUGCGCUUUUAUGAGCAAUGGCGGCGUACAAUUCUCUUCAUUGGCGAACGGUAACUGCGAGGUCCCGCAGGGUUUGAUCGGCGAGACCUUCAUGAUGGUUACGAAGCAGAAGGGUAUCACUGACGAUGAUGUCCUUGCUGGGCCUUCCGUUCUUGAGAUGUCAUAG